ACAAUAGUCACAUUUCUUUUUAACAGCUGGUUUUGCUGUUAUUUCUAUCUUCUUAUCUGGCAAAUAUUUGGAUCUACCGAAACGAAUACGAAAAGGAACAUUUAACAAUGCAAACAAUACAACAGAUUUAGAAAUCUAUCAGUCUUUAUCAGAAACAGCUAGAUUCUAGGGCCUAGCUUCGAUAUUGUAUAGAUUUUUCUAGAUUACAUGUCUACAUCAAUAUCUGCAACCGAAGUAUAACAUUGUAUUGUUAAGUUUUAAAAAUUACAAGCAUGGAAAUAACUAAGCAGAAUUUUAAUGAAGAACUGGACAACAUCAUAAAAUCAAUAGAAGAUUGCAGUUUCCUAGCAAUUGAUGGUGAAUUUACAGGCUUAGAUUCUGGCGAAUGUGGACCUCCAGCUCCUUUUGACACCUUAGUCGAGCGCUACAACAAAAUAAGAAAUGGUGCAUCUGAUUUUCUACUUAUACAGUUUGGUUUGUGUACUUUUAAAGCAGAUCAAGAUAAACAGAAAUAUGAAGCAAAGCCUUAUAACUUUUACAUUUUUCCAAGACCCUACACCAGACAUGCACCUGACAGAAGGUUUCUUUGUCAGAGCUCUAGCAUAGAUUUUCUGGCAUCACAAGGUUUUGAUUUUAACAAGCUAUUUAAAGAAGGUAUUCCUUACCUAACACUUGAUGAUGAGGCUAAACUAAAGGCUGACCUAGGCCGCAAGCAUGAGGAAGCUAACAAGAUCUUAGCAGAUGGAGAUAGUAAUCACAACAGUAACAGCGCUAAGAAAGGACUUGUUCCUAUCCCUGAUGAUCAGAAAAUAUUUCUAAUUAACAUAUGUGAAAACAUAACUGAAUAUUUGAACUCUGAGGAGGAAAAACCACUCAUAAUACCACCCUGUAAUGCAUUUCAAAGAAAACUCAUUUUUCAAACAGUUGAAGAAAAAUUUCCACUGAUACAAAUAGAAACAAAGACAGGAGAGAAAAAAGAGAGAUACAUGGAAGUGCACAGAACAAAAAAUGUUGAAGAUAAAUUUAAAAAAGAUCAGGAUAAGCAGGCACUAGAAAAGAUGGAGCUGGAUAUACAAGUAGGCUUUUCAAAAGUUAUCAAGGCAAUCGCAGCAUCAGGCAAACUUGUGGUCGGACACAAUAUGUUUCUUGAUGUAAUACAUGCUGUUGAUCAGUUUCAGUGCCGUCUUCCAGAGAUGCUUGGUGAUUUCAAGACAGUUGUAAAAGCAGUAUUCCCCAGAUUGAUUGACACAAAACUAAUGGCUAACACCCAACCAUUGCAGGAGCUGAUAAGAUUUUCAUCACUAGAAGAGCUGAAACAGACACUAAUGUCAAAGCCGUUCACACCUGCCAAGGUUGAAACAGCUGAAGGAUUCAUUCGUUAUGAAGAUGGGGCUGGAGCCUUCCAUGAGGCAGGCUAUGAUGCUUAUAUAACAGGUUUUGCUUUUGCCACAAUGGUUAAUUACCUGGGCACCCUACAAAGCCCUCCAGUUUAUUUUACACCCCCUUCAUCUCAUAUUGUUAACCCUUUUAUCAACAAGUUGUUCAUGAUGAGAAUAAAUGAUAUUCCAUACUUGAACCUAGAUGGUCCAGAUUUGGAAGUCAAUAGAGACCAUAUUUUUCAUGUAACAUUUCCUAAAGAAUGGCGACCAUCUGACUUGCAUAUUCUCUUUCAACCUUAUGGAAAUAUUCAAAUAUCUUGGCUCACUGACACAUCUGCUUAUGUAUCACUUUAUAAAAAAGAAAAUGCUAAACUUGCUCUAAAAGCUUUGUCCCAAAGUGCCAGCACAUAUCAUGUUGUGUCUUACGCAUUCCAUCACCGCAGCAAAAACAUGCGAUGGUCAGCAUUAGCAACCACACCCCCUGCCUCCUCACCUACACCGCCACAUAACAAGAGGAAGCUGCAGCUUAAUGAUUCAGACAUACCAAAUAAGAUCAAACGGAAGUCUUUGUGUAAUGAGUCUUAUCCUGUGAUCAUGGAAGAAGAUGAAUCUCUGGAAACAAGUAUUGAGGGUUCUGACCUCAACAUCACCAACAGUCAUAUUCAGAACAGAUCCGCAGAAGCUGCUUCUACUGAUAUAGAAAAGAAAGAUGCUGAGAAGCUCUUUGUGGAACCUGACAAUUGGUGAUGUUUGGCUAAUCUGAUCUAACUUUCAAUCAAUGAAUGUUCAGAAAAUACUACAUCUGUUUGGAAAUGUACUAUCAAAUAUACCAUUUUUAAAAAUGUUGGAUCAAAUGUACAAAUUAGUAAACAUUUCCCCUGACCACUCUUGUUAUAGUUUAGUUAGUCAUUGAGUAGUUAUUUAAACACCUGAUAUAACUUUAUAUUAUUUUAAAACAUAGUAAUAGGAAAAAUCUUUUUAAAAUCUUUUAUUUAUACAAUUUUUGUCAGAAAAAGAAUAUAUUUAAAAAAAAAACCCAUUUAACUGCAUUGUUAAAAAUAAAUAACUUUUUAUAUCAGAAUAUUUCUGCCUCAGCUUAAAAAAUGUGUACAUGAAUGUUGUUUUAUCACUGUUUGAAAACUGAUUGAUGCUCAUUUGUAUGUUG
Messenger RNA from Physella acuta, 2544 nucleotides. Its product is annotated as poly(A)-specific ribonuclease PARN. Gene Ontology annotation, biological process: siRNA 3'-end processing; nuclear-transcribed mRNA poly(A) tail shortening; priRNA 3'-end processing. Gene Ontology annotation, molecular function: metal ion binding; poly(A)-specific ribonuclease activity; RNA binding. NCBI's taxonomy places the organism in Eukaryota, Metazoa, Mollusca, Gastropoda, Physidae. Gene Ontology annotation, cellular component: nucleus; cytoplasm. The record is from RefSeq and is a predicted model, not a curated record.